CAAGUUAUCCAACAUCAAAAGGACAUUGAAGGUGAGAUCCAGAGGAUCUGGAUAAAUUUUAAAAAGGAUUCUUCUACAAGAUAUUCAAAGCAGUAUUUUGAGACACGUUUGGAAAAUUUGCGUCAGAAAUGGGACGCAUUUGAAGACAACAAUGAUAAUCUGAUCAAGAAUUUGAAGCCUGAUCAUGAAUAUAUCACAAAAAAUUACUAUGGCCAGUUACAACAAAGACGGAAUGAAAUCGAAAAUCGAUUUAAUAAUGAAUUGGAAAUAAUAAGGCAAAUGGAGCAAAAGGAAGCUCAAGUUUCAAGGCAUCAAGUUAUAAGAGGGCAAGAAGAAGCUCGGUCACCAAGGAAUCAAGACAUAAGUAUCAAUGACGAAGUCACCAUCACCGGGCCAUGUGAUAUUACGAACAAACGUUUAGCAAUCUUAAGUACAAGUCUGUUGCAGAUCAAAGAGACAAUAGACUUAACGAAAAGUAUUGAAACGUUACAGUUCAAAUUGGAAAAAUUGAAGAAUUGUUGGGCAAAGAUCUCACAAUUAAACGAUGAAUGUCUGUUUAACAAUGAUGAAAUAGACCAAGGAGAUUUCAUUCAACUGGAAUCGAUAUACGAAGAAGUAUAUAUCCAGUUACAAGAAGAACUGAACGUUCGCAGUCAAAACGUUUCAGAAACUAGAACAACCGUAAGUAACAAUAUCAAACUACCACCGUUGAAUGUACCAAUAUUCAGCGGCAGAUUUGAAGAGUGGUGUCCAUUUUGGGAAUUGUUCGACCGGUUAGUUCAACAAAACCAUAAUCCAGUGGAUGUAGAAAGGAUGCAGUACUUAAAAGGAAGUCUACGUGGAGAAGCCGCCAGACUUAUCAAUCAUUUAACAAUAACAGCGAACAAUUAUACAGCGGCAGUUGAACUAUUGAAACAAAGAUACAACAAUCCAGCAAUACUUGUGGACAAUCUUAUCAAUAAGUUAUUGUCGCUCAGAGCUAUAAAAAAUGAGAAUGCACAGGAUUUAAAAACAUUAGUGGAUUCUUCUAGAGAAGUGUUAUAUGGUAUACGUAAUUUAAAUGUGGACACGUCAAGUUGGGAUCCACUAAUUAUACAGAUACUGCUUCCAAAAUUAGAUGGUGAAACCAGAAAAUUAUACCAACAUUCAAGAGGGGCAUCAACACAAAUACCAAAAUUGAGCAGCUUAUACGAGUUUAUCGAGAGCAGAGUUAGAGGAUUGGAGGCAAUUCGAGACACAAAUCGCGAAAAUAAGAAUAAUUUUCGACCAACAGCAGUUAAUACAAAAACGCAUGGCAAACCAACAGUCACAAAUAAUAUAAGUAAACAGAGGAUGCCAACAUUGAAGAACACCACAGAGACCGAAGUGGCAGCGUCGUACAACAUCCAAAAGGAAAAAACUGUUUUACUAGCAACCGCAAUGGUAAUUAUAAGGACUAAAAAACAAGUUAAUCCGAUACGAGCGCUUCUUGAUCAAGGAUCACAAUCUUGUAUAAUAACAGAACAAUUAGCAAGAUCAAUCAGAGCACCAUUGACCAAUUAUCAAACUCAUGUAAAAGGUAUCAAUGUACAAACAACAAGCGUUAUAGCCAAAUGUUCAUUAGAAAUUCAAUCUAUACAUGAUGAAAAUAAAAGCUGUCAUAUCGAAGCAAUAGUGUUACCAAAAAUCACAUCAAAAAUGCCAAAUGCAGAAUUCACGCCAGGAAAAUGGUCACAUAUUGAUGGAUUGCAGUUAGCAGAUCCUUGGUAUGCUGAACCAAAGGAAAUACAAUUGUUAAUCGGAUCGGACGUGUUACCAGAAGUGUUUAAAGAAGGAUUAAUUAAAGGGCCAGACAACUCUCCAAUGGCUCAAAACACACUAUUUGGAUGGAUAUUAUCAGGACCUUUAGAUGUAGAGCGUACAAUCACAAACAAAAUAAUGUUAUGCUCCAUGGCUUGCGAAAGCAGCGACGAGUAUUUAAAACGGUUUUGGGAAUUAGAGGAAAUUCCAAAUGCAGACUUAAGAACAGUAGAAGAAAGGCGUUGUGAGCGACAUUAUGAUUCAACUUGCACCCGCGAUAAAACAGGACGAUACAUCGUUAGGUUACCACUGAAAAAUGAUCGAGAAACGUUAGGUGAAUCCAGAAAGAUAGCAUUAAAACGGUUCUUUUCAUUGGAAGAACGAUUUAAGAAGAAUCCAGCACUAAAGCAAGAGUAUGUGAACUUUAUGCGAGAGUAUAUCAAGCUGGGUCACAUGAAGGAAGUUAAUAAAAAACCAAAGACAAAGGUAUAUUAUUUGCCGCAUCAUGCAGUUAUUAAAGAAGACAGCACGACAACAAAACUUCGAGUGAUGUUUGACGCGUCCGCAAAAACAACAUCAGGACAAUCACUGAACAGUAUUAUGAUGACUCCAGCGCAUGAUAGUCUUAACUUUACAGAAACCAACUCAGAGACGGCAUCAACCAAGGCAGAUUCAGACAUUCAAGAUAUGUUACCAUUGGGAAACCUUGUCAGAAAUAAAGAAGUAGUUCCGACAAAUUCUACUGUAGGAGAUCCUAGAACGCGACGACAAUGGUUAGCAGCUAGGCAAUCAAAAUCGACAGUUCUUGCUAUAUUUUUGGCAUAUCUCACAUUAGGAACUACAUUAGCAACACCCACUAUAACAUAUCCCGAAUCAGGAUUAUUCAUUGAAGGAUUAGGCAAGGCAAAAAUACAAAGAGGAACACUUAGAACCACUAUCACAUUUCCAAUCCGUGACAUAAUUCAAGAUCAAAGGAACGUUAAUAGCACCAUAAAACAAUUAACAAUGUUGUGUACCAAGUCAAAGGCUGUCAAUCCUUAUAUACAAUGUGACGAUUUAGUUUCCAAUUUAAGUCAUGAAGGGCGCAUCUUAAGAACAACCAUUGAUCGAUUGUUGACGGCAGAAUCAUCAGUUACAAGAAGUCCCCGAGGAAUAUUAGGUACAGUAUUAACAACACUUUUUGGUGUAAACGAUGAAGUGUAUCACGACAUUGAAACGUUGGAUCAAAAUCAGAAAUUAUUGAUCCAAAAUACUAAAUCAAAUGCUAGAAUCAUGAUAUCCACAAUAGCGGCAGUAAACAACACAGAAACUAAAAUCAUCAACAAAAUCAACAGCUUUAGUAAAAGACUAAACGAAGGAUUGCAGGCUAUCAGUCAGAUGCAAGGUUGGCAUGAUAUCGGAGAAGGAAAUAAACUGAAUAUAUAUGUACUUAAUUCAUAUAUAAUGGCAUCCAAUUACAUUCGAGAAGUAGAAUCAAAAUAUAAUAAGAUCUUCAAUGUAUAUUUAAAACGCAGUCAUAUUUAUGAAUUCCUUUCGCAUGAUGAAAUCAAUGAUAUUAUAACUCGAUGUUCCUCAAAAAUUGGACCAGAAAUGUAUGUCUUACCAAUUCCGAUGAACAGAUUGGAAUAUGUUCGAGAUACUGACAACGUUAUAAUUUAUGGUUAUUUCACAAUCAGCGAUAUAGAAGAAUAUGAAAUCAUUAGAUUCAACACGAUUCCAGAAAGAAUUAAUGAUAAUAUAUAUCAAGAAAUCGAAUUGUUAACAUCCACAUUUGGCAUCAAUUAUAGCAGUAAAAAAUAUUUUGACGUUACUAUCAGUCAAAUGGAGACUGCAACCAAGCUGAAUAAUGGUACUAGGUUAAUUCAUCCAACAAUAUUUUACAACAUUGACGAGAGUUCCAAUUGUGUAAUUAAGCAAUUGUAUAAUAAAUUAACAUUCGAUAACUGUCCGUCAAAAAGAUUUCAAGUUAUACAACCAGUUUGGAAAGAGCUUUGGACGCCCAAUGCUUGGAUAUUCAUUACACCAAAUUUAACGACAAUUCAUGUAAUUUGUCAUAUUGAACGUGAAGAAGUAGUUCUGAAUUAUACGGGAAUCAUUCAUAUCUCUCCAGAUUGUGUAAUACAUUCUAAGACUAUUCAACUGGAAGGAAGAAUGAUGAAAGAAUUUCAAUCAAUCACACACCACGUUAAACCAAUCAGCAUGCAAAACAUUUCAAUACCUGACAGUAGAAUGCAUAAAAUUACAAAUGAAACCGUUAUCCCAUUGGUGCAAGAUUUAUCAACUAUGCUUUUGUACUCCGCAAGGGAUGCUCAAGACAACAUGGACCAAGUCAACGAAAUAUCUUGGAAAACAAUAAUGACUCAUCAAUAUUGGAAGAAAUGGGUCAUCGGGGCUACAGCUAUAAUAAUAAUCAUAUUCGUUGGAGUAUUAUAUUACAUGUGUUACAUUAAACCGAGAAUACUAUCAACAUCAGCCAAUAAUCAUACAUCACCGUCCACUUACGAUGUCGCUUGGUCUUGCACAUAA
Molecule: messenger RNA, 4305 nt
Organism: Teleopsis dalmanni
Lineage: Eukaryota; Metazoa; Arthropoda; Insecta; Diptera; Diopsidae
Source: RefSeq, a predicted model, not a curated record